AUGAUUCCUUUUGAUAAUUACAUCGUUAAUCCAGUUCGUUCGGCAGUUCCUGUCGUUUUGGCAGAGCCAAACUGGUGGGAAUCGCCUGUUGCUUUUGCCAGAGGCUGCAGCAAGCUGAUGCUGAAGCCUCAGACCACAGCAGAGGUGUCUCAAGUUCUCAGGUACUGCUCUGAGAGGAACCUGGCAGUGAACCCCCAGGGGGGGAACACAGGCCUUGUUGGGGGCAGUGUGCCUGUCUUUGAUGAGAUCAUUCUCUCCACUGCUCUCAUGAACCGGAUCAUCAGCUUCGACAAGGUGUCUGGAAUCCUUGUGUGCCAGGCUGGCUGCAUCUUGGAGAAACUCUCGGAGUACCUGGAGGAGCAGGGGUUUGUCAUGCCACUGGACCUGGGGGCAAAAGGUAGUUGUCACAUCGGAGGGAACGUGGCGACGAACGCGGGAGGGCUGCGGCUGCUGAGGUACGGCUCCCUGCGGGGGACAGUGCUGGGGCUGGAAGUGGUGCUGGCUGAUGGUUCAGCUCUGGACUGUUUGGCUUCUCUGCGCAAGGAUAACACGGGCUACGACCUGAAGCAGCUCUUCAUUGGGUCUGAGGGAACCUUGGGAGUCAUCACUGCUGUCUCCAUCCUCUGUCCCCAGAAACCUAAGGCUGUGAAUCUGGCAUUUCUAGGGUGUCAGAGUUUUGCUAAGGUUCUGGAAACAUUUACAACCUGCAGAGCCAUGCUGGGAGAGAUCCUGUCUGCCUAUGAGUUCAUGGAUGAGAAGUGCAUGGAACUGGUGGAGAGACACCUCAAGUUGUCCAACCCAGUGACAGGCAGCCCUUUUUAUGUUUUAAUUGAAACUUCAGGCUCCAACUCAACCCAUGAUGAAGAAAAAUUGAACAGCUUCCUGGAACAGGCCAUGACUUCUGGUUUGGUCUCUGAUGGGACUGUGGCAACAGAUGAUAAGAAAAUCAAGGAGCUGUGGAGCCUGCGGGAGAGGAUCACAGAGGCCCUGACCCACGAUGGCUGUGUCUACAAAUAUGACAUCUCCCUCCCUGUGGGGAAGCUCUACGACCUGGUGAUGGACAUGAGGGCUCGGCUGGGCCCCACUGCCAAAAACGUGGUGGGCUAUGGCCACCUGGGAGAUGGAAACCUUCACUUGAACAUCACAGCAGAGUCCUACAGCCCUUCCCUGCUGGAUGCCAUCGAGCCAUUUGUCUAUGAGUGGACUGCAAGAUACAGUGGUAGCAUCAGUGCAGAGCAUGGCCUGGGCUUCAAGAAGAAGCAGUUCAUCCAGUACAGCAAAACCCAGGAGGCCAUCCUGCUGAUGCAGCGUUUCAAAGCCAUGUUAGACCCCAAAGGGAUCCUCAACCCCUACAAGAUGUUGCCCUCCAGCUCCUGA
Molecule: messenger RNA, 1377 nt
Organism: Chaetura pelagica (chimney swift)
Lineage: Eukaryota; Metazoa; Chordata; Aves; Apodiformes; Apodidae
Gene: D2HGDH
Product: D-2-hydroxyglutarate dehydrogenase
Exons: 9
Coding region: 1-1377 (458 amino acids)
Cellular component (GO): mitochondrion
Molecular function (GO): catalytic activity; FAD binding
Source: RefSeq, a predicted model, not a curated record